CAGAUUCAGAGGGACAGACAGCCAUGGACAGGAGGCCGGAUAUGGGAGGGGCAAAUGCCCCAGCGGCCCCUGAACGCGUGAGGGAUCUCCAGAGUCAGGUGGACGACGUAAAGGGAAUCAUGUCCCAAAAUGUGGAGCGAAUUCUGGCACGGGGAGAGAAUCUGGAUCAUCUAAGGAACAAAACAGAAGACCUGGAAGCUAGCUCUGAACACUUCAAGACCACUUCCCAGAAGGUUGCCCGCAAGUACUGGUGGAAAAACGCAAAGAUGAUUGCCAUAAUCUGCGUGGUGGUUGGAAUUAUUGUACUCCUCAUCAUCCUCCUCGCCACUGGAGUCAUCCCCACAUAAAGAUUGUCACUCGCCAACCAGGCUGCUCUGCCAAUGAGGACUCAUGAUUACCUUUCACUUACUCCUGCCUGAUGAGCUCUCCUCAAGCCAAUGGAGAGAGGCCAAUCAGACUUGUGUUGUUAUACUUUGGAUGCCUCUGAUUGGCUACAUUCAUUUUCUCCUUAUGUGUUGGCCUGUUUCAGGUCACACCUAGAUCCAGUGGGGUCUGCAUACCAAAUGAGUGUAUAUUUUCUUCCUACACAUAAAGGUUUGAUUCUCAAUAUGGCAAAUAAAAAUAUCUAGGUAUAUUAUUUCAUUCCUACUUGCAGCCCAUUUCCCACUUUGUUUCCGGUGAUAUGUUUUUGGUUAAGUUCUUGUACUCAUUGUACACCAUUACCAUUGUACACCAUUACCGUUAUGGACUAGAUAAAAGUGUAAUA
Molecule: messenger RNA, 766 nt
Organism: Xenopus tropicalis (tropical clawed frog)
Lineage: Eukaryota; Metazoa; Chordata; Amphibia; Anura; Pipidae
Gene: vamp8
Product: vesicle associated membrane protein 8
Exons: 3
Coding region: 24-347 (107 amino acids)
Biological process (GO): vesicle-mediated transport
Cellular component (GO): endomembrane system; cytoplasm; membrane
Source: RefSeq, marked validated